AUCUUCCCGAGUAUUUACAUGUAGAAAGGGCACUCCAGCUAUCAGGGGUGAUACUGAUUGUAUUUUCACUAUGCCGGUGCUUUUAUACCUUUCUGAUCACACUUUGCAGACCGGAUUACAGUGUUUUCGGGCGAAUGCGACUUAUAAUGCGGAUCCUCUGAAGCAGCUGAAAGAUCUUGCGUCUCUGAAAGACCAGCUGGAAGACAUUCAGAAGAAGGUUGAGAAUGAGGUGCAGGCAGGGAUCCCCCAGGGUGGCAGUCUGUUGGAGUCGCCGUUCCUAAAGGGCUUCGUGGCGGGCUACAUCGUGUCCAGGCUCCGGUCCUCCGCCAUCCUGGGCGUCGUACUGGGCGCCUGCACUGGGAUGUACGUUGCACAAAACUUCGACGUGCCCAACAUCGAGAGAACCCUGAAAGAUUACUUUCAGUCCCUCAAGAAAGGACCAAAAUGAUGUUUUUUUUCUGUUGGGGGGAAAAAGGAACCAGGAAACGCGUAACUAUGCCUUUCUGUACUGAUGCUGGAAAAAAUCCGUCAACUGGAAAAAACUCCCCCCUCCCCCGACCUCAUACACUAUGAAAAUAUAAAGAUAUAUAAUACAGGAAUGCUUUUCACUUAAAACAAGGGACACGGUCAAUGCAAAGUAGCAAACCAGACUGGCUUUAUUUAUUUAGUUUUCUGAAUGUGGUCUGGUGUGGCGUUGAGUUCACUUCCGGAUUUAUCUACAUCCAUAUUACAUUUACGUUUAGACACUUUCUGUUUAGUGACAACCAAAACGUACUCAUUAAGCGAUCGGGACAAUCAUCCCUGCUUGAUGCCUUGUAUCGCUGCAUUGGAGCAGAGGAGGUGUGUGGCUCAGAGGGCCUCACCUGGGUCAGGAAGUAAGCGGGGUGGGGUAGGCUGGGGCGAAGGGGGGGGGGGGGUGGCGGUCUUAGGGCUUUUCCCGUAUUUCUGUUUGAGAGCUGAGAGAUGGGACGUAGCUUUGGGUUCCAUCGCCAUGGGAACAGCAGAUCGCCGUGAAUGGCGAUCAGUGAGGGGAAUCGAUCUGCCUUUAUCGCCCCCCCCCGCCCCCCCACAUGCACUACUCAGAAGACCGGUCCUCGCUGUUACAGUAUUAGAGAUAAGCACUUAGCGUAAUGGACAAAGAUGUUCGCAAGCCAGGUCUCUCUGACUGCCGCACUUGAUGCCCUUAGCAGAUCACGCUUGUGAGGCCGCCAGCCUGGAAUGCGGGGAUGUUCCGGCAAUUUCCGAGCAGCGUCGCCUCGUCCGCGUCACAUUAUACCUUUGGCCGACGGCUUUUGACUGUCACGUGUCCGUCUGCAUGCCUUCUGCGGUUUGCUCUUUGCUUUUGCAUUGUAAGCACUUUUACGUGUAUUAAAGUUGAACGGCAUUAUCUAAA
Messenger RNA from Brienomyrus brachyistius, 1393 nucleotides. Its product is annotated as SLC35A4 upstream open reading frame protein-like. The record is from RefSeq and is a predicted model, not a curated record. Lineage: Eukaryota; Metazoa; Chordata; Actinopteri; Osteoglossiformes; Mormyridae. The transcript has 3 exons. The coding region runs from base 71 to 448 and encodes 125 amino acids.